This is a messenger RNA of Oikopleura dioica, 573 nucleotides long. The record is from the annotation of a GenBank genome assembly. Lineage: Eukaryota; Metazoa; Chordata; Appendicularia; Copelata; Oikopleuridae.
AUGUCUCAUAGACUCGGUUGCGUCGGACUCUUCAAAGGCGACAUAACAGCUGUUGGAUCGGCAGACCUAAAUAUGGCACAUUCCGUCGAGCAAUUAAAGACGACAACGACAUAUUCCAGGGGAAAGGGAGGAUAUGGAGGAUGGUGGAGAAAGAGGAGAAAGCGAUGGGCAGACGAAUACGAUGAUCGAUAUUGGGGCGGAUCCAGAUAUACGACGACAACUGUCAACUGGGAGAAAGUCAGCGACUUUUUCAACAACGAUGAACCUUCGCAUGGAAAACAAUGCAUUGGUUUGGACGAUGAAAGCAUGAUCGCUCUUGGAGGAUUCGAUAAUGGCGGAAAGUCAAUUUAUAUACUCAAGAACAAUUGGGAGCAGAAAUGGGUCCAGCUAUCUUCCUUUCAACAUGCCUACUUCAAUCCUGCUGUUGCUGCUUUUGACGAUGUCUACCUAAUUGUCGGCAGAAACAGCGUGGAGCGACUUUACUAUGAUAGCUACACGAGCAAAGCUGCACUAAGUUCCUUUGUCCUGCCUAUAGAUUUCAAAUCAGAACAUUAUCUUGCAUACAAUCUUUAG